AUGCUGCAGCAGGAGCAUCUGCAGCAGCUUCUUCGUCAGCAGCAGCAGGGGGUUUUACAGCAACACCAGGCGCAGGCCAGACUGCGCACGGCAGCGGCUCCAACGGAGCAGCAGCUCCACCAGCAGUCGCAGCUUGUGUUGCAGCAGCAGGAGCAGGAGCGCCAGCUUACUUUGCUGCACCAGCUAGUGCCGCCUACACAUACAGUUGGUCGUGGGGGCACAGAUGACCCUGAAGGGGCGAUGAAGCUUCUACUGUCUCUCAUGCCCAAUGCCCUAGGUCAAACCCAGCGAAUGGCGCCACCUCCGCAGCCGCAGCAGCAGCAGCAACAGCAGCAGCAGCAGCACUUCAGGUACAGCGACAACAACGCCCCCAACUUCCCUGUCAAUGCAUCUGGGAGUCGGAACCCCGAAGCACUGGCUCGCAUACUAGCCGCAAGGGGGGGGACUGCCUCUUUGCUCCCUCGAGCUCAAGUGGGGCCAGCUGUGGGGCAUCUGGGCAGGGGUGUGGUGGAGGCCCCUGACGGUAGUUGGGGGGAGCCAGUUGCUGCUGCAGCAGUUGCUGCUACUGCAGCAACUGCAGGUGUCCCGGACAAUGGCCACGGCCGAACGGUCCCGCGCAAGCGAUCCGUUUCCUCGGCUGAGGUCGAAGACAGAGGCAGUGAGCCAGCCUGUGGAUUCUACUCCCAACUGGGAUCGCACCUCCCGGAGCUCCAGCAGUUCCCCCCAGGCGCAGAUGUCCGCGCGGUGCCCUCAGGCCCACCGGGGCCCCCAGGGGCCCAAGGGUCACCUGGGGGCGCCGCUGACGCAGACACCGUGCCGCUUGUAGGCAUUCCGCCGUCGGUCCCGCCCGGCAGUGAUUUGCUACCAUUCUUACAGGGACGGAGAAUGCAGCAAAUCCCGCAGCAGCAGCUGCAGCAACUUCAGAGAGCCCUCGAGUCCCAGCGGCUGGAGUGA
Molecule: messenger RNA, 954 nt
Organism: Eimeria mitis
Lineage: Eukaryota; Apicomplexa; Conoidasida; Eucoccidiorida; Eimeriidae
Exons: 1
Coding region: 1-954 (317 amino acids)
Source: RefSeq, a predicted model, not a curated record